This is a messenger RNA of Cloeon dipterum, 2630 nucleotides long. RefSeq lists its product as uncharacterized. Bases 127 to 2220 code for a protein of 697 amino acids. The transcript has 17 exons. Lineage: Eukaryota; Metazoa; Arthropoda; Insecta; Ephemeroptera; Baetidae. The record is from RefSeq and is a predicted model, not a curated record.
GACUCACCAUUUUCGCCCAACUCACACUUCUCGCUAGGAUAGAGGAUAGGGAUUAACAUUGAAUCUUCCCAUCAGAGCGAGAAGUGUGAGUGAUCGGAAAGCACCGCAGAAAGAUCAAAAGCGAGAAUGUCGGGACGAAGAAGCGGAAGGAGGAAGCGGAAAUUACCGUCGCGAGCUGUUGCGCGGGUUGGACACAAACUGCAUCCGCUCGAAUUCAUCACAUUCCCAGAUAGCAUGUGGCUUGAUCUGCAGGGAAUUUGGUAUUUAGGACUACAUGGAGAAUUGAACGAGCACAUGAAACAGAACUACCAGAAAAUUGACACAAAACCUCUCCUCGAGUUGCUGGAAGACCUGUUAGGAGGAAAGGCCUUAGGUCUCUAUUCAGAAGCCUGCAUGAAUGAACAGGUCGCAACUUUAGAAUUCUUCGACGAGCAAAUUUUCAAAGGGUACAUGUAUGGCAUCACUCGUUUGCAAAAUCUUCAGAUUGAAGCCAAACAAAAAUAUCGCAAACAACUUGAGGACAUCGUCAAAAAGCACAAUGAUGACAAGGCUAGAAACAGGACCGACAAACCGAAGAAAGGUAGUAAGGCAUUUGAAAUUGAAGAUCUGGCCUCAAACAUUCCUAUGAGCGAAAUGACAGCUAAUGAUUACCAGAGAUUUCUUGCUCAACCUGUCGAUGAGCCACAGCACAGUGACGAUGAGCCACAGCAAAGUGUUGAUGAGCCACAGCAACCUGUCGAUGAGCCACAGACACCUACACAAACAGGCACUCUUCCAUUGGAGACGAGAGCCCCGAGUCAAAUUGUCACUAAUGAUCUGUCAUCAAACAAUGGCCGGGACCACCAAUCUGUUGAGGUUGAUAACAGCCCAACAAACAAAACUCUGGUUGCUGUAGAUUCUACUGUUGUCCAACGACGUCACACUGGGACUCUUGUCCCAGAUCCUGAGCACAGUUGCCCAGCUCAUCAAGACAUGCCACAUGAUGCGCAAUUUGACCAACCUGCUUCUGUGGCCGAUCCGUUAUCCAACCCGUGCGUUCCAUCUUCUAACCUUCCUGGUCAGCCCCCUGACGUGGCUACAUCUCCCACAAAAAAACGGCCCGGGAGGAGGAGGAAGAAGAAGAAGAAUAAUGGCGAAAGUACAGGAGAUACCGUGUCAACGCCUCAUACCCCUUCAUCUCGCAGGGGCCGUAGAAGAACCCCAUUCUACAGUGACAGUAAUCUCCGUAUGAAAACAAGCUUACGGGAAAUGAGAACACGACUUGAAGUCCUUGAAAUGGAGCUGAAAGCGAUUUCCCGAAAGAGGAAUAGGAAGCAGUCCAAGAAAAGAGUUGGGCCAAUGUCCAUUCUUGUAAGAGGAAAAAUCAAACGGCGCUGUCCUAGAACAACUCAUGCACCCUGGACUGCCAUCUGCCAUGCAUAUCAAAAUCUUAUAGACGACCAGGAAAUACAGGAUGGAGUGUACGACGUUCCAACCGAUUCUGAAAUACACUUCCCUGAAGCUGAGUCUAGACAGGUCGUGCCUGACGCGGCUGUUCCAACCUCAAUAGAUGUUGAUGCACAGCAGGAUAAUGGUUUGGAAAAUGUGAUUGAUUUCUCUCAUUCAUUUCCGUUUCGUCCAACCCAUUCGAGCACUCCUGUCCCGGCGCCUGGAAAACACCAACCUGUUGUGCCUAAACCAAGAGCUUCUGCUGAACCACCUCAUGCUGAAAGUUUUGUAGACCCAGGACCUACCACCGAGGUCCCGGCCUGCACUCCUGAAUCAGAGACUGUCCCAGUGUGCUCAACUGCAGAUCAGGUAGACAAAUCACCUGAAACUCCUCCAGCUUCCAAUGGGAGCAAUGGACCAGUGCAAACAUCUGCUGGAUCUCAAGAUUGGCAAACACAUUCUGGCAUGCCAAAGGCAACUUAUCCUCUAGAUCUUGAUUACAACCCAAUGAGCAAGCACAGCAUCCUGUACGCCUUGUCGAAACUGCACCGUGCCAAGGAGGCAGAUGGGACACUGCACUCUGACCCAAUCACGUUCAGCACCUUUGCCAAGGUCAACACAACUCACAAAAGUGUCGUGUGUGCCAUCUUUCUUCAGAUCAUGGAACUGUGUGAGAUGAGUAUUUUAGAGCUUCGCAACCAAGAAGAUUGCUACGGAAUGCAGAUUAUCCUGCCAGAAGGUUUUGACCACGACAUUGAGGAGCCAGAAUUUCUGUUUGGUCGCCAAGCGUAGACCUGACGCAGAUCUAUAACAUAGAUUUUUUUGUUAAUUAUUUGCAUUUAUUUUUAUUUUGAACAUCAUUUCACCAGGCGAAAGCAAACUUGUAUGUGCAUUGCUUCCUGUCACAUGCACACCAACCUAUCAGAAUAGAGCGAAGGAUAUUUGAAUGCGUUGUUUGUUUUUCAUGAUUUAGACAUAACAGUCAAAAUGAUAUUGUUAUUGAAUCACAUGGAAAAAAGGCUGAAAUGGUAGUUUUGUUCAAUCUCUCAACUCAUUUAUUUUCGAAAUUUGAAAAUCUUGUGUUAAAUUUUAAUGAAGUGAAAAAAUGAAAUAUAAAUUAAAUUUCAUCAUAUUAGAUUGAAUGUGUAGGCUGUUGUUUUAUGGAAUCAUAAAUCUCAAUAAAGAUAAAAUGAAAAAUCAGC